AUGGCACUGGAUAGCAAAGUUUGCGUCGUUGUUGGUGCUAGCGCAGGGAUUGGCAGAGCUAUUGCCUUGCGAUUUGGGCAAGAAGGGGCCAAAAUAAUAGUGUGUGCCAGAAGAAUGCAUUUACUAGAAGCCCUUACAAAAGAAAUCGGAAGUAAUGCGGUUGCAAAGCAUUUGGACGUUACCAACCACGAAGAGGUUCAAAAAACGUUAUGCAGUAUUUUUGCUGAGUUUGGGAGGAUUGAUAUCCUUGUUUAUGCUUCUGAUAUCUUUGCAUACUCCCUUAUAACAAAUAAGUUAUUCGAUGAAUGGUGGACAAUGAUCGCCACCAACUGCCAGGGUCUAGUUGAUGUUGUUGGAUCAGUUUUUGCCGAAAUGCGUAGCAAAAAUCUAACUGGCAACAUCGUCGUCAUUAGUUCGGAUGCGGGUCGAGUGCCUUUCCCCGGUCUAGCUGUCUACUGUGGAACCAAGUUUUUUGUUGAAGGGUUUCUACGCUCACUUCGUUUGGAGUCCAAGCCCAACGAAAUCGUUAUCACCUCAAUACAACCUGGUGACGUCGCAACUCCGGCACAGCAGUGGACCACUGAUACUGAGGCGGCCCAGCUGUUUUCCCCGCUUAACCGACCUCCUGAAGAAUGUCAAAAGGCAUGGGAGGCGAUGCUAAAACCCCAGCAGGUUGUCGAGGCAGUAUUGUUUGCCGUCUCCCAGCCGAAAGGCACCGCUAUUAACGAGGUGCUAAUCGAGCCAAUCACAGGCACAAUUGCAACAUUGAUGCACUCGCUACCGGAACCUGGACCAGUAGAGGUAGACCUGCAGAGUGGACAUGUUUCGCUGUUCAAAGACAGUACCAUCACUAGUCCUACCUGCUGCUUAAAAGACUUGCUGAAACGGUUGCUAGCCGAAUUGCCUAGCAAAAGGCCCUCUAUAGCCGAGAUCUACAACUGCCAUAUCUACCGUGACACGGGCGGAAAGUUACGACGUAUCAGUGAUACAUCUCCUAGCUCUUCACAUCUACGUUACUUCAGUCAAAUUCACAGUGUUGUGUCGAGGCUCUACACUAAGAGACAUUUUGUGCUGCAUCACCUUUAG
Echinococcus granulosus is the source of this 1086-nucleotide messenger RNA. RefSeq names its product oxidoreductase. The record is from RefSeq and is a predicted model, not a curated record. Lineage: Eukaryota; Metazoa; Platyhelminthes; Cestoda; Cyclophyllidea; Taeniidae. The transcript is spliced from 6 exons. Gene Ontology annotation, cellular component: cytosol. The coding region runs from base 1 to 1086 and encodes 361 amino acids. Gene Ontology annotation, molecular function: oxidoreductase activity.